AUGUCCAAUCAAACAGGAGUGACUCAGUUCAUUCUCAGGGGCUUUUCGGAUGCCCAGGAACUGAGAUUUGUAGUCAUCUUGUUUUUCCUGUUUGCCUACCUAUUUGGGCUCCUGGGAAACAUCUCCAUCAUCACAGCUGUGUUUAGAGAAAGCUGUCUCCACUCGCCCAUGUACUUCUUCCUGAAGAAUCUCUCCUUCCUGGACAUGUGCUACACCUCGGUCACCAUCCCCAAGGCGCUGGUCACCUCCCUCACAGGCUCUGGGCUCAUUUCCUAUCUGGAGUGUGUGGCUCAGCUUUACGUGUUCAUCACCCUGUCUUCCACUGAGUGCUUUCUGCUCACGGCCAUGGCGUACGACCGGUGCUUGGCCAUCCUCAAGCCCCUGCUCUACGGGUCCACCAUGAGUGAGAGGCUUUCCUCGGAACUGGUUGCCAUGGCCUGGGUGAGUGGGGCCAUCUACUCCGCCUUCCACACCUCGAACACCUUCUCCCUGCCCUUCUGUGGACCCAACGUCGUGGAACACUUCUUCUGCGACAUCCCCCCUGUUAUGCGCCUAGCCUGCGCUGACUACCGCCUCAACGAGGAGGUGGGCUUCGCUGUGAGCAGCUGCGUCGUCAUGAGCUCCUUUGCCCUCACGGUCCUCUCCUAUGUGGGCAUCACCUCUGCGAUCGUGCGCAUCCCCUCUGGGGAUGGACGGUGGAAAGCGUUCUCCACCUGCUCCUCGCAUCUGACCACAGUCAUUUUGUUUUAUGGAACUGGAAGUUUCAUGUACCUGAGGCCUGCCUCUCAGUAUUCCCCAACCCAAGGCCGCCUGGCGUCUAUUUUUUAUUCCAUCCUCACCCCUACCUUGAAUCCUGUUAUCUACUGUCUGAGGAACAAAGACAUGAAGGUUGCUCUGCAGAAACUGUAUUGUCGGCGAAAGCACAGAUCCUACUGA
Molecule: messenger RNA, 936 nt
Organism: Fukomys damarensis (Damara mole-rat)
Lineage: Eukaryota; Metazoa; Chordata; Mammalia; Rodentia; Bathyergidae
Product: olfactory receptor 2G3
Exons: 1
Coding region: 1-936 (311 amino acids)
Biological process (GO): G protein-coupled receptor signaling pathway
Cellular component (GO): membrane
Molecular function (GO): olfactory receptor activity; G protein-coupled receptor activity
Source: RefSeq, a predicted model, not a curated record